AUGGGACUCUCUGGAGGUGAAGUGGCCAAGUGUGUUGGGAAUGUAAUAGUGCUGGGAAACCAAAAUGAGAACAUAAGUCCAGAAAACAUCAGCCGGAUUCUGGACCAGCUUCUUGAGGGCUACGACAACCGACUGAGGCCUGGAUCAGGAGGUUCUGUCACUGAAGUCAAAACUGAUAUAUUUGUCACCAGUUUUGGACCUGUGUCAGAUGUUGAAAUGGAGUUCACGAUGGACAUGUUUUUCCGUCAAAUGUGGGUAGACGAGAGGCUGGUGUUCAACGGUCCCAUCGAGAUCCUGCGCUUAAACAACCGCAUGGUGGACAAGAUUUGGACUCCAGACACCUUUUUCCGCAACUCGAAGAAAUCCUUGGUUCACAACAUGACAACGCCGAACAAGCUGUUUCGCAUCAUGCAGAACGGCACCGUCUUCUACACCAUGAGGCUGACUGUGAAUGCAGACUGUCCCAUGAUGCUGAUGGACUUUCCCAUGGACGGCCAUAUUUGUCCUCUCACCUUUGGAAGCUAUGCUUACACCAGCAGUGAGAUUAUUUACACGUGGAGGAAAGGCCUGGAGAAGUCUGUAGUCAUCCCUCCAGAGUCCUCCAACUUACUGCAGUAUGACCUCAUCGGACAGAUGCUCUCUAACAAAAUACUGAAGAUCAAAACAGGCCAAUAUUCCGUCAAGGUAGUCCAUUUCGUCCUCCAGAGGAAGCUCGGAUAUUAUCUGAUCCAAACGUAUAUCCCCCUCAUUAUGGUGGUCGUCCUGUCCCAAGUGUCGUUCUGGAUCAACAAGGAGUCCGUGCCUGCUCGCACCGUCUCUGGAGUCACCACCGUCCUCACCAUGACCACAAUGAGCAUCAGCGCACGCUCUUCUCUACCCAAAGUGGCCUACGCCACUGCCAUGGACUGGUUCAUUGCUGUCUGUUUUGCCUUCGUGGCCUCGGCCCUGGUCGAGUUUGCUGCCGUCAAUUACUUUGCUACGCUGGAGGCCAACAGGAUGAGACAUCAACUCUCCAGAGCUUCUGCCCUGGGGUCCAUCGCUGAGGGGAGUGAUGAUGAAGAUGAGUCGACGAUAUCUGACACAAGCACUGGAGAACGACAAAGGAGGAGGAUGAACUCCGUUUCAGACGCCCCAAAAAUGCGCCUGCCCAUCUUCCUGCAGCAGGGUUCAGCCAUCCCUCCGAACAUUAUACUGGCUGGCCCCAGUAUCAUUGACCAGUAUUCUCGCGUGCUCUUCCCACUCGCAUUCGCCAUCUUUAACAUCAUCUACUGGUACAUCUACCUCAGCAAGGAUACCGUGGAGAAAUCAAGCCUGGGUGAGCCUGUGCCCACUGUUGCCUCACAUUCCACUUCUUCGAAGACAGGAGUUGAACUCCACACCAAAUAA
Messenger RNA from Neoarius graeffei (lesser salmon catfish), 1386 nucleotides. RefSeq names its product gamma-aminobutyric acid type A receptor subunit alpha6a (gene gabra6a). The record is from RefSeq and is a predicted model, not a curated record. Gene Ontology annotation, cellular component: neuron projection; dendrite membrane; synapse. Gene Ontology annotation, biological process: signal transduction; regulation of postsynaptic membrane potential; monoatomic ion transmembrane transport. NCBI's taxonomy places the organism in Eukaryota, Metazoa, Chordata, Actinopteri, Siluriformes, Ariidae. Gene Ontology annotation, molecular function: transmitter-gated monoatomic ion channel activity involved in regulation of postsynaptic membrane potential; benzodiazepine receptor activity; inhibitory extracellular ligand-gated monoatomic ion channel activity. The transcript is spliced from 10 exons. The coding region runs from base 1 to 1386 and encodes 461 amino acids.